ACAUAUCUACGGUGGAGGGGUAGAUAAUCGCGGCACUCUCCCCAACCGGCAAUCCGACAGUAGAUCCUGACGCAGUUGCCGGAUAUAUAACGUCCUGCCCCCCACCACACCACAUGCCCCCUCACCAUCCAUCACCCACCCACCACGAUGCACCAGCCGACCAACACCGCCGCCCCGGGCGUCUCGUACUUCACCCCGCACCAGACGGUGCCAUCGGGGACCUCCCUCGCGGCCCCCGAAGCAACCCCUGCAGUCUUCCGCCCGCUCACGAUCCGAAGCAGCACCUUCCCGAACCGUAUCUGGUGCGCGCCGAUGUGCAUGUACUCCGCCGACAACGGGCACGCUACCGACUUCCACGUGCAGCACCUGGGUGCGAUCGCCACGCGCGGCGCAGGAAUGAUCAUGUCCGAAGCCGCGGCGGUGACGAAGGAGGGGCGGAUCUCGAAGGAGGACCUGGGCAUCUGGGACGAUGCGCACAUCGCGAGUCUUGCACGGGUCGCAACGUACAUCCACUCGCAGUCAAAACACUUCUCGGUGCAGCUUGCACACGCCGGCCGCAAAGCCUCCACCGUGGCGCCCUGGCUCGACCACGAACGCGGCAAGUCGAUCCUAGCAACCCCGCAGAUCGGCGGCUGGCCCUCGUCUGUCGUCGGCGCCUCGCCGAUCCGCUGGAGCGCCGACCACGCCCUCCCGCGCGAACUCACCACCGCCGAGAUCGCCGCCGUCGUCGCCGCGUUCGCCGCUGCCGCCGUCCGCUGCGUCAAGGCCGGCGUCGACUCCCUGCAGAUCCACGCCGCGCACGGUUACCUCGUGCACUCGUUCAUGUCCGGCGCCAGCAAUACGCGGACGGACGCGUACGGCGGGGCGUUCGAGAACCGCGUCCGGAUCCUGCUGGAGAUUGUCGACGCUGUGCGCGAGGUGAUCCCCAGCUCCAUGCCGCUCAUGGUCCGCGUCAGCGGGACCGACUGGUUGCCCGAGGAGAAGUACCCCACCGCUUGGACGCUCGAGGAUACCGUCCGCCUCGCGAAACAGCUCUACGCCCACGGCGUCGAUCUGCUUGAUGUCUCGAGCGGCGGGAACCAUGAGAACCAGCAGAUCUCGCCGCAUAAUACGUACCAGGUGCAGAUGGCCGAGAAGGUUAAGGCGGCGCUGCUGGCGGAGGGCGGCGAGCCCGCGAAGCUCCUCGUGUCUGCCGUUGGUGCCAUUGCCGAUGGCGUCUGGGCGAAUAAGAUUGUCGCCGAGAUGGGCGUCGAUGCGGUUUUUGUCGCUAGAGCGUUCUUGAGAGAUCCGAAUUUUGUGCUCAGGUGCGCGGAGGAGUUGGGGGUCAGAGUCCAGCCGCCCCUGCAGUAUCUGAGGAUGGGAAGGUUGAGGAGGGAGGAGAAGUUGUAGAUUGCGGAUUGGGGAUUGGGGAUUGGCGGGGGUUGAGAUAGAAUAGACGCUUGAGCGCGAAUGAUAUCUACAUACGCGGCUUGGGAUAC
This is a messenger RNA of Tricharina praecox, 1478 nucleotides long. RefSeq names its product NADH:flavin oxidoreductase/NADH oxidase. Gene Ontology annotation, molecular function: NADP binding; FMN binding; NADPH dehydrogenase activity. The record is from RefSeq and is a predicted model, not a curated record. Bases 148 to 1389 code for a protein of 413 amino acids. The transcript has a single exon. Gene Ontology annotation, cellular component: intracellular anatomical structure. Lineage: Eukaryota; Fungi; Ascomycota; Pezizomycetes; Pezizales; Pyronemataceae.